Macrosteles quadrilineatus (aster leafhopper) is the source of this 1970-nucleotide messenger RNA. RefSeq names its product nicotinamide/nicotinic acid mononucleotide adenylyltransferase 1-like. Bases 240 to 1637 code for a protein of 465 amino acids. The record is from RefSeq and is a predicted model, not a curated record. Gene Ontology annotation, biological process: NAD+ biosynthetic process. NCBI's taxonomy places the organism in Eukaryota, Metazoa, Arthropoda, Insecta, Hemiptera, Cicadellidae. Gene Ontology annotation, molecular function: nicotinamide-nucleotide adenylyltransferase activity; nicotinate-nucleotide adenylyltransferase activity. The transcript is spliced from 9 exons.
UGUGUCUCGUCGCUCGUCGUCUGCCAAGACAAGACCCAAGCCAAGAAGAGUUCUAGUGUUCUAGUCUAGAUUUUUAUGUGCAUUUUUGAAUAGCUUUAAAUUUCAAUUGAAUCACUAACAUUAUAUAUAGGCCUAUGUAAAAUUUAACCGAAUUAAUUGAAGUCAAGUGUUUAUUGAAGUAAAGGGUUUUGAAGGAAAUACAAUGUUGUGAAAUAUAUUUUAAAAGGCCAACCUUUACAAUGCCUCUAGUCAAAGUUGUUUUGCUGGUUGUGGGCUCGUUUAACCCACCAACUGUAAUGCACCUAAGAAUGCUAGAAAUUGCCAGAGACUAUUUGGAAAAAACUGGACAGUUCAAAGUUAUUGGUGGUCUCAUGUCCCCUGUUCACGACAAAUACGGUAAAAAAGACUUGGCAUAUUCCUCUGACAGAUGUGAAAUGGUCCGAUUGGCUCUCAACACCUCAAACUGGAUAAAACUAAGUGAAUGGGAAAGUAGGCAAGACCAUUGGACAAGGACAAGAUUAGUGCUGCAACAUCAUCAGAACCAGUUGAACGCAGCACUGUCGUGUAACGAGACGCCCAACAAGAGACAGCGAUGUGAGGAGCAACAGUGGCUCAGUCAUGUGUUGGAACAUUGCAACAGAGAUGACAAGGUGGUGAACCAGUUGAACGCAGCACUGUCGUGUAACGAAACGCCCAACAAGAGACAGCGAUGUGAGGAGCAACAGUGGCUCAGUCAUGUGUUGGAACAUUGCAACAGAGAUGACAAGAACCAGUUGAACGCAGCACUGUCGUGUAACGAGACACCCAACAAGAGACAGCGAUGUGAGGAGCAACAGUGGCUCAGUCAUGUGUUGGAACAUUGCAACAGAGAUGACAAGAACCAGUUGAACGCAGCACUGUCGUGUAACGAAACGCCCAACAAGAGACAGCGAUGUGAGGAGCAACAGUGGCUCAGUCAUGUGUUGGAACAUUGCAACAGAGAUGACAAGGUGGUGGUCAAACUUCUGUGUGGAGCUGAUGUCAUUCAGUCCUUCAGUGUGCCCAACCUCUGGCUGGACCAGGAUAUUGAAACGAUAGUAGGAGAACAUGGUUUGGUUGUCAUAACAAGGGAAAAUAUUAAUGCCUCCAAGAUUGUUUAUGAAUCAGAUCUUCUCUCUAAAUAUCAGAAAAACAUACACAUAGUGCCUGAAUGGAUCUCAAAUGAGAUCAGUUCUACCAAGAUUCGGAGAGCGUUGCGUCGUGGUGACAGUAUCAAGUAUCUGGUCAGUGAUCCAGUCAUAGAGUACAUCCACAAGAAUGGGCUCUACCUCGGCUGUGAUAAUAAGUAUGAGCUGUAUCCUGACAACCCUGCGAGUAUAUUCCUGACCCCUUCGCCCAGUGAUGUGGUGAUGACUCCGACCAACAUGAUCGAUGUCCCGGACAACUCUGGUAAUUACGUCUCUGACCACAACCAAGAGAACGCGAGACGGUCUCUUCCGAGGCCCGGUGGUCCCGUCAAGGUCACGGAGGAGGUGGGGAGGGGGAAGGUGAGGUUCCAAGACCCUGUUGACGACUUGGAUGAUUUACCCAAAGUGGAAAUCCAAAUAACGGAGGAUGGAACCAUUCAAGUCAUUAGCGAUAAGGAGACAACUGUUUAAUAAUUUCUGUGAUGUCGGAAAAGAAAUGCUUCCAUUAUGAAUUCAUAUUAUUUCUUGUAGAAUCUCUGCUUGGCAAUAGAUUUAUUAUUGUUUGAGUUCCUGGUUCAUACUAUUUAUGUGUUUGAAUCAACUUCAAACACUCUUUACAUUUCAAGGUUGUGAGUUCAAUGGUGUUCAGAGUCAAUCCUUCACAAACAGACUUAACACAAUUACUUUAUCAAUAAGUAAAUAGGUCGCUAUUAUUUUAUAUACUACAUCAUAAUAUAUAACAGCGUUAUUUUCUAAAAUUAAUGUGAAAAAUAGGUUGUGUAACACGUGUCUUAAGAGAUUUUU